This is a messenger RNA of Myotis lucifugus (little brown bat), 3132 nucleotides long. RefSeq lists its product as uncharacterized. Lineage: Eukaryota; Metazoa; Chordata; Mammalia; Chiroptera; Vespertilionidae. The record is from RefSeq and is a predicted model, not a curated record. The transcript is spliced from 5 exons. The coding region runs from base 466 to 882 and encodes 138 amino acids.
CCCCAACUGACUGCAUCUGCUCUCCAUGCCUCAGUCUCCUCAUCUGAACAAUGGGGGUGAAACCAGCACUCAUGCCCUGAGGCUUCAAGUCCUGAUGUAGAAAAUCCACCUGAUCCAGGUCACUGGGGCUGCUUUGGGCUGAGCAGUAGGCUGGGAGGAGGGCAAAGGAAGUCAAAGGCAGCUAGGGGAGCUCCAGCCUCAGUACUUGCUGCCCAGUGUCUCUUUCUCUAUGCAGACCUAUGCAGACCAUUCACCUUCCUUCACACUGACACUCACACCAGGGGGACAGCGUGAGGUCUAACCAUCCCCACUUAUCUGACGCUCGGAGGACUCUGGAUACCAUGGAGUCCAGUCCUCAACCCACCAUCAUGAUGAGGCCCAGAGAGGGAAAGACACUUGCCUGCAAUUACACAGCACAUCUACAGGAGACCUGGAGAGGACACUGGCGGGAGCCACCCCUACACGAUGGAGGGGCAAGCACCCCAGAGGGGCCUCCUGAGGACCAGGCAACAGGGACCCUGGAAACGGAACUCCUCCCAGGAGCUUCCCGACAGAAGACAGAGGUUCCCCCAGGCUCCGCGACAUUUCCUGAAGACAGUGGGGAGCAGGAAGGAGAAACGGCUCAUCCUUGGAGCAACCCCCCAGACUGCCAAGGGCCAGCACCAGGCACUCCUCCAGGGCAAGGAUGACAUCAAGUUCAGUCCCGUCUCCCCUUGGAAGAUGCACUCGGUUUGCCGGAUGGACAGGGAACUGGAAAUCCAGUGCAGUUCCACCGAGAUGCAAACGGCCCUGACAGCAGAGAGAAUGAGAUUGAGGAACAGGAUGCAGCCAUUCAGCCGAUGCUGUGGGGUCUCCACUGCCCGAGCCUGCUCUCCGUGGUGAGUACAGUAGGCAGGGUCCCUUCCCUCACGGAGGGCUGCAGCCCAUGCGUGCAGGUGGUCUUAAACGAGACUGUGGCAAAGGAUUAGGAAAAGGGCACAGGAUGUUUGAGGACAUGCCCCGGGUAUCCUGAUGUCUGAGAAAGGCAGGGAGCGCGUCCCUGAAGAAGCGGCCGUUUGAGUAGACACCAAGCCCAUAAAGAGCAGAUGGGCAGGGGAGUGGCAUGGCAGCUGGGAGCCUGAGGUGGCGGGUGCAGGGCUCCCUGGAGGAGAGGCCCAAGAGGAAGAUGGGGCGGGCACCAUAGCCUUUGGUGAAGGUUUCAGGAUCUAGCCGGAGGGCAGUGGGAGCCCUUUCAGGAUUUAAGGAGGGGAGAGAUAGGACCAUGUUUGCAUUUGGAGAAAUCACUCUGGGUGGAUGGCAGGGAAGGGUGGAUGGGAAGUCUGGGUGUUGGGGGUAGAAGCAGGGAGAGCAGGCAGGGGCCAUGGCAGGUGUUGGGUGGUACAAAAUGUCAGACUCCAGGACUGUGCUGUUUGGCUGGGACACACCGAGCACAGAGGAGGGGCAUGGGGUCAACAUAUUGGGAGACUCCAUUUAUUGAAAUGUCUAGAAUAGGCAGCUCUAGAGAGACAGAAGGUGGUCUGCCCAGGGCUGGGGCGGAUGGGGGUGGGAGGGGCUGCGUGGUAAGAGGUUUCUUUUUGGAGGGAUGAAAUAUCCUCAAAUUGAUUGUGGUGAUGGUUGUGCAACUUUGUGGAUGUAUUAACCCAUUUCAUUGUACACUUUAAAGGGGAGAGAGGACCUCAUUGCCAUAAAGCUCUUUAAAAAGAUAAAUAAAUAAAAGGAAAGUUGAGAUUUGGUCCCAGAGGGCUCAAAUGCCAGGCCAAGGAGAGGUGGGGUACAGUCGCCUGAGGGGCGGAGCUGGUGGAGCAGAGGCCCCCUCCCGGCCUCCCUGCCCGCGGCCUCCCUGCGCAGGCUGGCCUGUCUCCCAGCCUGAGGUGCAGUGCUGCAUCUCUGGUCAGUUGGGAGUCUGAGAUGAAGCACUGUAGCUCAGGAAGGGAGAAGUUGUUCUGCGGACACCUGCCAGAAGCGGUAAGUGCUGGUGUUGGGGGCACCAGGAAGGGCAGGACACUUCCGGUCUCCAGACUGUCAGCGGCUUGUGCUGAGGAAGUUUCUGGACCCAAGUCUCACCCAUACCACCAUCUGCUUCAUGAUUCUGGGCAAGUCCUGGCUGCUCUGAGCCCCAUAGUCUGUCCAUUGUAAGAUGAACGGUUGGAGCUUUUAGUGUGGCCGUUACCCUGCACCCUGACUCGGCUUUUUCUGAGCCGUGGUGGACCCCGCUAAUCUGUCAAGGCGUCCAUUCUUGAAACGCUCAGAUGCAGCUUCAGAAUCCUUCUUAACACCAAGUCCCAUCAGGGAUUCAGAGCUGAAACCCAUCCAUCGUUUGUGGGUUGGACAAAAUCUUUCAGUCCUAAAGAUGAAGUCCUGAGCUUUGAGCCAGGCUCUUCUCUCGUGGAGCUGCUACCCUUGCCCCAGGCUAUUGACUAAAACCAAUCCAAACAUCUCACAAAUGCCUGCCGGCUCCUAGAGGCUUCAGACAAGCAAGGAUCAGCAGAGGAAAAUCACUGGGCUAAGCACAAUUUUAUUUACCUUUCCAAUGAGCUUGGGAGGUGGGUACUGUUAUUGACCCAUUUUACAGAUGAGAAAACUAAGGCUCAGUUAACUAAUUUGCCCAAGGUCACACCUUGAUUGUGUUGAGCCAGGGUUGUAGCCUAAUCUGUCUGGUUUCAGAUCUGUAUUGUUACCCAGUGCAGGUGACAUUGAAACCUGGGGAUCGGGGACCUGGAGGUGAACAUAAUAAACCCUGCUCUGGUCUUGUCCUUACAUCUUGGGUCACUUUUAGCAAAGACAGACCCAGACACUUUCCAUCAAUCCUAGCAAUUCCCUUCUUCCUAGCCUCCACCCCCUAAAUUAUAUUUAUCUCCCCUAAUCCGGUAGGUCCUCUACUAUCCCACUUUACAGUUGAGGAAAGCCGAGGUUAAGUGACUUGCUGGAGGUCACCAUGGAGGAAGUUGCCAGAGACCAGGGACCGGAUCUGCCUGGUUGGUUUAGUUUAGAGUAAAACCCUCCCUCUGGCUGGAGUCUCAGGAAUGCACACAACUCAUGGCUGUCCUGGGAAGGGGGGCCAGCUUGCUGGAUGGAUGCUGGUCAAGAACGUGGCCUUUGACCUCCGGGAAAGUACUUUCCAGGCCACUUGAA